AUGGCGAAUAACGACGAGGGGAGAGAGGGACACGGGUUACCGUUCAGCACAAUGGUCAUUGCCAUCCUCGUUCCCUCCGUCAUGGUCGUUGUUGUCGUCGGGCUGAUUGUACUUAUUCAGGCACAGCAUUUCUGCGACUGGCUGGCUGGGCAAAAGGAGAAGCAUCCAGGGUCGGUGCCGGCAGUGGAUCCAUUGUGUGCAAUCUGUCUAGAGGAAUUCGAGGCCGAGGCGCAAGUAAGAGGAUUGCAGUGCAGUCAUGCGUUUCAUUCACAGUGCUUGGAUGAGUGGUUCACGCGGUAUAAUGAGUUUUGUCCUCUUUGCCAUCGGGCGAUUAUCCCGGGGAGGAGAGCGGUGAAGAAGAAGCCGAGGGAGAGGACGGUUGGAUUGCCGGUUGUUAUGAUGGUUUGA
Messenger RNA from Plenodomus lingam JN3, 408 nucleotides. Lineage: Eukaryota; Fungi; Ascomycota; Dothideomycetes; Pleosporales; Leptosphaeriaceae. The record is from RefSeq and is a predicted model, not a curated record.